AUGAUAGCGGUUGGGAUAUUAGUCCAUGAGUACGAAUCUCCAAAAGCAAACGUCAUGCAACCGAGUGUCAUUCACCCAGUGGGCUAUCAAAAUAUCGUGUUGGGAUAUCCAUGCCGCGUCCCUCUAGGCACCGAGUAUCAAAACCCUUGAUGGGGCUAUUUGAAGAUGCUUCGUCGAAUCAUACCAGGCCUCUUCUCAUCGUCGGCAAGUUGCGGAGCACGGACGAGACCACCAUCGACUUACUUGCCCGAACGAGCAAUUUUCGCAAUGGCUUCCUAGUCAACUCUGUGAGUCCACCUGCCAUGACUCCCACCCCAACUCGCCCGCUUAAGUGCCCGUCCCCGCAGACGUACUCGCUUGGACACCCUUCGUCGGCCUCUCCAGAGGUCGGGACGCGCGUUUCCUCGGCGGAUCCCCUCCCAACUCGCAACCCUCUGGAGCCCCGUUGGGCUUUGCAAGCAUGGGGAGGGGUAGGGGUUGACGGGAAGCCCGGUAUUGUGGCCGUGAGCCGUGGGCUGGUGACGCAAAGCCACACUUGGGACGGGCCGGUAUUCCUUGUUCUCGAGGUUUGAUGGGCGGUGAGUUCUGAGGCUUGGGGAACUGGCGUUGACGUGUAAGCCGCUACCGAGACUGGGUCCUGAUAGCCGUACCCUACGGCCCCUGUGUAGAAUCCGCAGAAUUCCGUGCUCGAUUGUUGGAUAAGUCAACUAGCCCUAUGAAACACGAAUUAGAUGACUUUCAACGGUAUACACCCUGUGAGCGUUAUCUGUAAGUUAUAUCGGAGCUUGCCCUUUGGGGCCGAAUGUCAGUGUCACCAUCACUAACUU
Ilyonectria robusta is the source of this 827-nucleotide messenger RNA. RefSeq lists its product as uncharacterized. Bases 111 to 572 code for a protein of 153 amino acids. The transcript has a single exon. NCBI's taxonomy places the organism in Eukaryota, Fungi, Ascomycota, Sordariomycetes, Hypocreales, Nectriaceae. The record is from RefSeq and is a predicted model, not a curated record.